CAUUAACUUGUACAACAGUAAAUCUAACAUCGGAAAGAAAAUUAAGUAUUGUAAUUUGGCGAGACAUGUUUUAGUGAUUUGUUUGAAAGCGAUCAAAGCCAUGGAGAAGGUCAUAACCAGAGUCAAACCCAACCCUAUGGUGAAACCAGAAAAUACUGGAAAAGCAUCAAUAGGUCUUCCUACAUUUUUGGAAUCAACUGCUGAAAAUACACAAGGCUUUAAAAAGCUUCAGAGGCAAGCUGCUGAGCUGUUUGGGAUGGAGGAUGCCUUAUUUGUACCCAGUGGAACAAUGGGAAAUCUCGUUUCAGUCAUGUGUCAUUGCCGGGAGAGGGGAGCUGAACUGAUAGUUGGUGACCAGGCACAUAUCCAUCUCUAUGAACAGGGAGGUGUUGCUCAGAUUGCUGGAAUUCACUCACGCGUUGUAAAGAAUCUUCCGGAUGGAACGUUUGAUUUGAAUGAGGUCGAAUCAAAAAUACGGCAGCAUUUCCCAGACUCUCACUACCCUAGGACUGGCGUAAUUUGCCUCGAGAACACUCAUAAUGAGGCUGGAGGGAGGGUUCUGCCACUCUUCUUUCUCCAGGAGGUGCAAACUCUUGCUGACAAGUACCAGCUGCCUGUCCACGUGGAUGGGGCUCGCCUGAUGAACGCAGCGGUAGCUUUGGGUGUGAAGGCCUCGGAGAUACUGCGAUUCUGUGACUCCGUAUCCAUGUGUCUGAGCAAGGGUUUAGGAGCCCCAGUCGGCUCUCUCAUCGGCGGGCGAAAGGAAUUUAUUGACCAGGCGGUCCGAGUGAGGAAGGUGCUCGGAGGGGGGAUGAGGCAAGCCGGCCUACUAGCUGCAGCAGGACUCCUCUCCAUCUCCGAUAUGGUCGACAGACUCCAGGAUGAUCACAGAAACGCCAGGAUGUUUGCCCAAGGUGUUCAGACGUUUGCUUCCUCCUUGUGUGACAUCAAUAUCGAUGCAGUGGAAACAAAUAUUCUAAUGCUUACAGUGAAUGACCCAAGGAUGUCACCUGAGGAAUUCUGUGACAAGAUGGCGGAGGUGACGGACGAUGAAAUAACUGUGAUGGGGCAUGGUGUUCGAGUGUUAAUGAACCCAGUAUAUGGGCACAAAGUCCGAGCUGUUUGGCAUGUAGAUGUAUCAGAGGAGGACACUGAGCUGGCAUUACAGAAAUUGCAGUAUGUGAUACAGAAAGUCAAUCAAAAAUAGCAAUUGUUUAUCCAAACUUUGCAAUCGUUGAAAGACAAUAAUUGUGGCUUGUAUAAGAAUGGAAAAUUCUCAAGUCAGACUGUGAGAGAUAUUUGUAAUUCACUUGCCAGGUCUGAUCAUUCACAGCAAUUUGUACUGUUUGAUUUUGUGAAUUAUGAACGCUGAUUUUUAAACACUCAUCCUGGUUUUCAGAUGCAUUGUCCCAUCAUUUCUAUUCACCCCCAGCACCACAAUGAUCCGAGAUGUUUGAACCCUUCUUCAGCAUCCCGGAUUUUAAUUGCUCCACCAUUGAUUGGUGCGCCUCAGUUGCCUGGGCUCCAAGUCCUGGGAUAACACCACAGAAAAGCAGAAACAGUUCAAGGAAACGAGGAGACGUUUUUUAGACCAAGAGACAGACUUUAUUGUGAAACUGUCAUGUUGAUGAAAUCCCAUAGAAAAGCGUUCUCAUUCUAACACUACAGAAACAAUCCAGAAUACCUCUGAUCCUGAUAGUUACAAUACCGUUUCAGAACAAAUACUGCUUGUGUUAUCUGCUGGUAAUAUACUCAAAAUUGAUUCCAAUCAUUAUUUAAUUUCUACUAAAUCUGUUAUUAGGAUUUGGCUGCUGCUGGUUUGGAGAUCAGGUAAACAAGUAAACAGAAUGAGUUGAUGGAUCAAAUCCCCUGCUCUGUUUGUCAGUAUUUCUUUAGCCAGUGGAGAUUUGACAUGAUCAGUUUGGUGUUCUGUUUGCUGCAUUGCCAUUGUUUAGUGUAAAGUUCACAAAUAGGCAAUUAGCUGUUCAUAAUCACAGCACAGCAAAAUCAGGCCCAACAUUUUGCUUAUGAGUGCGGGAUUGAUGGCUAAACACUUUUAUCCCCACAGGGAAUCAUGAAAUGAAGGAUAUUUAUUACAAAUGCCAGAAGAAAACAAACCUAAAAAUUGUUGAAUGUUUACCUCCGGCAAUAAAGAAAUGGUUAAUUUUUAUGGUUUAUUCAAUCAUUCAACAAUUAUGUGGAAUUCAACAAUUAUUUUAAACAAUUCAACAGUUUAAAAUGUGGAGGGCAAUGAUAAUUGAGACACGGUCAUUUACUUUAUUAAAAGCAUGUAUGUUAUGACUCAAAAUGGUGAGAGACAGCUUCCAAUUCGAGUUGAUGAUUUUAUUUCAACUGAACAAGUUACUUAGUCAAAGCUCUUAGGUAAUUUGUGUUGUGUUUUGUAGCUGAGGGAGUUGCUGUUAUAGCUUUCAUAUUCAAAGCUUGACAAAGAUCUGGCAUUCCAUUUGACUUAUGUACUUACACUGUGCAAAGUUUAGAAUUAAAAUUGAAAGUUAGAGAAAAAGA
This is a messenger RNA of Chiloscyllium plagiosum (whitespotted bambooshark), 2526 nucleotides long. The record is from RefSeq and is a predicted model, not a curated record. Lineage: Eukaryota; Metazoa; Chordata; Chondrichthyes; Orectolobiformes; Hemiscylliidae.